Messenger RNA from Drosophila bipectinata, 920 nucleotides. Its product is annotated as protein crossbronx-like. The record is from RefSeq and is a predicted model, not a curated record. Lineage: Eukaryota; Metazoa; Arthropoda; Insecta; Diptera; Drosophilidae.
AGUCCAUCAUUUAGCCUCAAAGAGCCAAUACCACCUCGUGCCACGUCUUAACUGUGCGAAAACCAUGUGGUACUCAACUGGGAACAACCAUCGAAUGGCUCUGAUCAGUCAGGGCUACAAAAUCCUGGCCGAGUACCGGCUGGUACAGGACCAAUUAAAAAACAUCUACGCCAUUCCCAGUUAUGCCAGUGGACUGCACUGGUUUGGAGUGAUAUUCGUGCACAGUGGAAUCUAUGCGGGGAGCAUGUUUCGCUUCUCGAUCUUGUUGCCGGAAAACUUUCCCGAUGACACCAUCCUGCCCACGGUGAUCUUCAAUGCGGCGGUCUUUCAUCCGCACAUCUGUCCGCACUCGAAGAGUCUGGACCUGGGACCCUGCUUCAAGGAGUGGUGUAAGGACCAACACCACAUUUGGCACUUACUUCGGUACAUUCAGGCCGUUUUCGCCGAUCCCGAGGGCAGUAUCUGCACUGGUAAGUCUCCAUCCGGCGACCUCGUAGUCCUCGAUGAGGCGAACAACAUGGAGGCCCUCAACAUGCUGGCCAAGAGCCGGCCGGAUUUCAUAAAACGGAUCCAGGAACUGGCCAUAUCCUCUCGUAGGCACAUGUACGACAAGCCCAUGAUCGACGAUCCCCACUAUAUAAUUGUGGAACCGUACUGUGCCGAGCGGCAUCUGAAGUUCAUGGAGCAGCUGAAGAGUCCCAGCUGGCGGGAGGCCACUUGCGAGGACGAUUGUCCGCCGGCUAAGCUCCUGGGUCACAUUGAUUCCUCCAGGCAGCUGGACGAGGAUGAGGCCAAUCAGAGGGAAAAGCUUGAAGCUGAAACUACGCCGGAUCUCCAGCAUGAGCCUAGGUGUUCGGUGGCACAGUAAAUCAAAGUCGAAACAUGACCUUAAAAUACUAAAUAAAUGUAUUCAAUAGUAA